Molecule: messenger RNA, 2389 nt
Organism: Zootermopsis nevadensis
Lineage: Eukaryota; Metazoa; Arthropoda; Insecta; Blattodea; Termopsidae
Source: RefSeq, a predicted model, not a curated record
UAUAAUUUUUUUUACAUUUAGGUUCUACUGUAGAGGGCUGAGAGAAGGUAGAUGGUGGAUGUGAUGAAAUUAGUGAGAAAUUUGUUGCAGACACUGAUUCUCGUUUGGUUGCAAAUAAAUAUAAUUAUAGUGACAGUGAAUCAAUUAUUAAUAGCAGUAAUAGUAGCAAUGACAAUCUUUAAGCAGCAAGAGAAUAUGUUAAUACCUGUGGUAAAUGGUAUGUCAAAAAGAGGGGUUAUGUUUUCAUAAAUUCUGGUGAUUAAAUAGUGGUGAAUGUUUCCAGGACAUUUUCUCUGUAUCAAUCUUUCAUCAAUACAGAAUAACCAUGAGUGAAAUUACUAGAAAUAAUUUUGAACAAAAGUAUCCUAAAAUAGUAGAAAGUUUGAGAAAUGCUGUUUUCAUUGCUGUGGAUACUGAAUUCACAGGUCUUCUAUCUGACCCAGAUUUUAAAGCCAGCUUAUUUGACACCAGUAAUGAAAGAUAUGACAAGUUACGCCGAAGUGUGCAGCACUUUAUUAUAAUGCAAAUUGGGAUAUGUACCUUCAGAUUUGUUCAGGACAAAAAUAAAUAUGAAGCCAGCAGAUACACAUUCUAUAUAUUUCCAAAGUCUUUUGCAUCUGUGGAUAAUAAAUUCAUGUGUCAGGCAUCAUCAUUGGAAUUUCUUUGCCAACAUGAUUUUGAUUUUAAUAAGUUUGUAUAUGAAGGUGUCCCAUACCUGAACCAACAGCAGGAAGCUCAUUUACGCAAGCAAUUGAAUGAAGGUUCUCUGUUCCGUCAUUUGGAACGUACCAUAUCACUGGAAAAUGAGAGGUCUAUACAGUUGGUAUGUUCUCGUGUGGCCGAAUGGUCUGCCAGUGCUGUGCUCGGAGAUGUACUAGAGCUGAGUGACAUGGACGUCUGCAAAGGAGAGAAACCGCUGGCUUACGUCGUGCACAAGGAACUUCGACAAAGAUUUCCCAAUGUUUGGACCUUCCCGGAUAGUGGAUUUAUAAGAGUUCAGAAGAUAUCUGAAGAGGAGAGAAAGGCACGUGAGGGAAGCAAAGAUGAAAAUGAAAGCUUGGAAGCAGACUUGAUGGAUUCGCUGCUCGGAUUCUCUCGAUUGUUUAAACUGCUGGUAGAACUUCAGAAGCCCAUUGUUGGACAUAACUUUCUGAUGGAUCUCAUGAUUAUGUACAGCCAGUUCCAUGAACAAUUGCCUACUCAGUUAAGCGACUUCAAGGAGAAAAUUCACAGAAUGUUCCCAGUAAUUUAUGACACUAAAUACCUCAGUUUUGAGAUAAAGAAGAUAAUGAAAAGAGAAGGUAUGUGGGAAUCAAAUAUUUUGAGUCACCUGUACCAUUUCUUCAAAGAAGGCCGCGGAAGAUAUUUUGUGUUGUUCUCGCCCGUUAUAGAAAUUAAAAAUGAAGCUGAAAUUCAUGAUCCACAGAUGAAGGAUCAGGAAGUAAGGGCUGAUGAGUCAGGACGGAAUCAGGAUCUUGAUGUGAAAUUUCAUGAAGCAGGGUGGGAUUCCUUCUGCACAGGAUAUUGUUUUAUUCGGCUGGCGCACAUAUUUGCUCAUGUGACCCUAGAUUGUGUUUCUGAAGGAAGAAUGCUAACGAGCAGAGAACUUCUGUCAGGUGCCGCGUCCAAGAAGAAUUGUGUGAAUUUAAUUCGAGCCAGUGUAUCCCACAUUUGCUUGGACGGUCCUGAUCCUGCAUCCGAGAAGCCACAAUGGAUUCAUGUUCAGACAAAGACUUUCCAAGCCAUUGACAUCUCAAAGGUAGCUGAACUAUUUGCUAGAUUUGGCGCAGUGGACGUGAAGCCAUUUACCAGAUUCAGGGCACUAGUAGCCGUGGGGAACUGCAGAAGUGCCAGUGACAUCGUGACACAAUUUCAGAAGCACAGAGACUUUAACGUGAGCUAUUAUCACCCCAUUCGUCAUUCGCCUGUUUUACGGGGAUUUCUGUGGACUGGAUUAGUUGUAUCAGGUGGGAUUUUUGCCUGCCUUCUGUUUAAAGAAUUCGACAGAAUCACAAAGUCCUAGUGCUGCUUAGCAACCACAAGCAGCAUGACGCCAUGAAUCCUGCAGCAGAAGCAACAGAAUGUUUAAAACGACAAGAAAAAUGUUACCUGCGUCAGCAUCAAAGUUGGAGAAGGGACUUGUCCGUUCUAUCAUCAUUUACGCCAAAUUUUUAGUGAAAACACAAAGCAUGUCAUUAUUCUAAUUGCAAUAGGCUGAAAUACGUAAAUUUUAUCUUGGAAUUAAUUGCAUUUAAUUUUGAAUAAAUUCAGCAGUCUUUUGUAUUUAUUUCGUAUGCGGAACGCAUACUUUGCUGUUUUGUUAUAAAACACUUAAUGGUUUAUGCAGGUAGGUGAUUUAUGUUAAAUAAAGUGAAGUAUCAUUUCUUAA